AGAUGAUGGAUUUGGACAUGCUUCUAUGAAGAAAUGCCAUGUGGUCUGAGGACAAACAUGUCUAGGCUACUUCCACCUUAGGGGAUUAGGGCUUGGUGACAGCGCUUCCCGGGGAAUCAGGCGUGGUCUGACCCAGGAACAAGAAGCACAUCAUCACAAAUGACAUCAUGACGGCAAGAGAGCACAGCCCUCGCCAUGGCGCCAGGGCCCGUGCGAUGCAGCGGGCUUCCACCAUUGAUGUGGCAGCUGACAUGCUGGGCCUUUCUCUGGCAGGAAAUAUACAAGAUCCAGAUGAGCCCAUUUUGGAAUUCAGCUUAGCUUGCAGUGAGCUUCAUACUCCAUCGCUAGAUCGAAAACCAAAUAGUUUUGUAGCAGUGAGUGUAACCACUCCUCCUCAGGCAUUCUGGACGAAGCAUGCACAGACGGAGAUCAUUGAGGGAACCAACAAUCCUAUAUUUCUAAGCAGUAUUGCCUUCUUUCAAGACUCUCUUAUCAAUCAGAUGACACAAGUCAAGCUAUCUGUGUAUGAUGUCAAAGAUAGAUCUCAGGGAACAAUGUAUUUACUUGGCUCUGGAACAUUUGUUGUCAAAGAUCUGCUCCAGGACAGGCAUCAUAGGUUGCAUUUAACACUAAGAUCAGCAGAGAGCGACCGUGUGGGUAACAUCACUGUGAUCGGCUGGCAGAUGGAGGAGAAGUCAGACCAGCGGCCCGCCGUAACUCGGUCUCUGGACACUGUCAACGGGAGAAUGGUUCUGCCUGUGGAUGAGAGCUUGACCGAGGCACUGGGAAUCCGAUCCAAAUAUGCCUCAUUGCGAAAAGACACUCUGCUGAAGUCGGUCUUCGGAGGCGCCAUCUGCCGCAUGUACCGGUUUCCAACCACCGACGGCAACCACCUGCGGAUCCUGGAGCAGAUGGCAGAGAGCGUGCUCUCCUUGCACGUGCCCCGGCAGUUUGUGAAGCUCCUGCUAGAAGAAGAUGCAGCCAGAGUGUGUGAGCUGGAGGAGUUGGGGGAGCUGUCCCCUUGCUGGGAGAGCCUCCGGCGCCAAAUCGUCACCCAGUACCAGACCAUCAUCCUCACAUACCAGGAGAACCUGACAGACCUCCAUCAGUACAAAGGUCCCUCGUUUAAAGCAAGCAGUUUGAAAGCAGAUAAAAAGUUGGAAUUUGUCCCCACAAACUUGCAUAUACAAAGGAUGAGAGUUCAAGAUGAUGGAGGAUCAGAUCAGAACUAUGAUGUCGUCACCAUCGGAGCACCAGCAGCUCACUGCCAAGGUUUUAAAUCAGGAGGUCUCCGCAAAAAGCUGCACAAAUUUGAAGAGACCAAGAAACACAGUUUUGAGGAGUGUUGUACACCAUCUAGCUGCCAGUCCAUAAUCUACAUACCACAGGACGUCGUCAGAGCCAAGGAGAUCAUCGCCCAGAUCAACACCCUGAAAACCCAAGUUAGUUACUAUGCAGAACGGCUUUCAAGAGCAGCUAAGGACAGGUCUGCCACUGGUCUUGAGCGGACACUUGCCAUCUUGGCGGACAAGACCCGGCAGCUGGUCACAGUCUGCGACUGCAAGCUGCUGGCCAACUCCAUCCAUGGGCUGAAUGCCGCGCGCCCUGACUACAUUGCCUCCAAGGCUUCACCAACCUCGACUGAGGAGGAGCAGGUGAUGCUUAGAAAUGAUCAAGACACCCUCAUGGCCAGGUGGACAGGGAGAAACAGCCGAUCUUCCCUGCAGGUGGACUGGCACGAGGAGGAGUGGGAGAAAGUGUGGCUGAACGUGGACAAGAGCCUGGAGUGCAUCAUUCAGCGGGUGGACAAGCUGCUGCAGAAGGAACGGCUGCAUGGUGAGGGCUGCGAGGAUGUCUUCCCCUGUGCGGGCAGCUGCACCAGCAAGAAAGAUUGCAGCCCCCCUCCUGAAGAGUCCAGCCCAGGUGAAUGGAGCGAGGCUCUUUACCCGCUGCUGACCACCCUCACCGACUGCGUGGCCAUGAUGAGCGACAAGGCCAAGAAGGCCAUGGUCUUCCUGCUCAUGCAGGACAGCGCGCCCACAAUAGCCAGCCACCUGAGCCUGCAGUACCGACGUGAUGUGGUCUUCUGCCAGACCCUGACUGCUCUCAUCUGUGGCUUCAUCAUCAAGCUGAGGAACUGCCUGCAUGAUGACGGCUUCCUGCGGCAGCUCUACACCAUUGGGCUGCUGGCCCAGUUCGAGAGCCUGCUGAGCACUUAUGGUGAGGAGCUGGCGAUGCUGGAGGACAUGAGCCUUGGAAUCAUGGACUUGAGGAACGUGACCUUCAAAGUCACUCAGGCCACUUCUAACGCCUCAGCGGACAUGCUGCCCGUCAUCACAGGAAAUCGCGAUGGGUUUAACGUGCGGAUCCCUCUGCCAGGUCCGCUGUUCGACACGCUGCCCCGAGAGAUCCAGAGUGGCAUGCUGCUGCGAGUACAACCCGUCCUCUUCAACGUGGGCAUCAACGAGCAGCAGACACUGGCCGAGAGGUUUGGCGAUACAUCUUUGCAAGAAGUCAUCAAUGUGGAGAGUUUGGUGCGGUUAAAUUCCUACUUUGAACAAUUUAAGGAAGUUUUGCCCGAGGAUUGCUUACCUCGAUCUCGGAGUCAGACAUGCCUGCCAGAGCUGCUGCGGUUUCUGGGUCAGAACGUGCACGCCCGCAAGAAUAAGAAUGUUGACAUUCUCUGGCAAGCAGCUGAGGUCUGCCGUCGCCUUAACGGGGUUCGGUUCACCAGCUGUAAGAGUGCCAAGGACCGCACCGCCAUGUCAGUGACGCUGGAGCAGUGCCUGAUCCUGCAGCACGAGCACGGCAUGGCCCCACAGGUCUUCACUCAGGCCCUGGAGUGCAUGCGCAGCAUUGGAACACGGGAGGUAGUCACCCAGAAGAACUUGAGCGGCCUGGUGCCCAUCCGAGACUUAAGGCUAGACCCCAGCCUCCUCUGUUCCAUUCCUUUAUUAGCUCUGAGCCCCAAUUUACUGAUUGUGUGGCUCUUUCUGAGCAUAGCCUACCUGGUGACCAAAUUGCGUUGCAAAUAAAUCUCACUCUGAAAAUUUAAUAAGUCACAAGAAAAACAAAAGUGCCAGAAUAUGUCCAGCUACCGUGCACCUAACUGGACAGAAGGAAUGUGUCAAAGCGUGGUCUGCCAAGAAAUAUUUAAUGCCUUACAGUUUGAUGUUUUGUUCUUCUGAACUGUAAAUAUCUGCCAAAUUAUUUCACUAAGAGGACUUGUUUGUUUAAAUCAUGUAGCGUCUUCAGUGCUUGUAACAUGUUCUUAAGGUGCCCUGUCACUGCAUUAUUUAACUGGCCUGGAAUUACUUGUACCACAUCUCUUACCUUUGGAUGUAAAGCUACCUGUCACCUGUACAUCUCGUGUGCCCUGUUUCCAAGAGAGAGGACUUCUGUUUGAAGAGAAUCUGUAUAUUUGAUACUAUUCUUUAAGUGUGUUGCUAACCUUUCCUUUCCUUUUGAAGAACAAUGAAAAGAAAGAGAGAUGCUUUAUAACUGCUCAUCUAGGUCAACCUACUCAUAGGACAUGUACUUGCUGCUUUCAUUUCAAAGCGAGUCCCUGAAUUAUAGUAGCAAACAGUUUGCAGAAACAUAACGUUUCCUUGCUUAUGUUUAUUAUUUCCAAAUGGGGACGACACAAAGCUGUGAAUACAAUACUACUACAUUGUACCAAGUCAGGCACAUAAAGAUAACUUCGUGUUGCAUGUGACUUUAGAUUUGCUCUUAACUCUUAAAGGAUCAUUCAGCUGAUUUCAGGAAUUAAUGCAUAUAGCAACAAGUGGCUGUUCAAAUUAUCUAUCUAUAUAUUUGUUUAUUUUUAUUAGCCUAGCAUUUUUCAUUUAAAAGAUGACAUAUUUAAUUCCAGAUUAAAGUCCAGACAGCUUUUCUCUCCUACUAGUCAAAUAUGGUUAAUAAUGAAAAAAAUUCAAAGAAAAAUUGCCCAAAAGAUGAUCCUUAGCUUUCGGGCAGUUGUGGUAGAUGGAGCUGUGAGAGAGGAGGGGUCGCUUUGGUUUCUGCUCUUAUCAUUCUUAAUUUUAACGUGGCAAUGUCCUCAAAAUGGAAUGAGUUGUAACCUUAACCUUUGUCUGUGAUAGAGGGUAAUUAUACACCUUAAAGGCAACCAAA
Carlito syrichta (Philippine tarsier) is the source of this 4131-nucleotide messenger RNA. It is a transcript of the gene INPP4A, whose product is annotated as inositol polyphosphate-4-phosphatase type I A. Gene Ontology annotation, molecular function: phosphatidylinositol-3,4-bisphosphate 4-phosphatase activity. The transcript is spliced from 25 exons. Gene Ontology annotation, cellular component: cytoplasm. Bases 168 to 3035 code for a protein of 955 amino acids. The record is from RefSeq and is a predicted model, not a curated record. Lineage: Eukaryota; Metazoa; Chordata; Mammalia; Primates; Tarsiidae.